Messenger RNA from Pelecanus crispus (Dalmatian pelican), 532 nucleotides. Lineage: Eukaryota; Metazoa; Chordata; Aves; Pelecaniformes; Pelecanidae. The record is from RefSeq and is a predicted model, not a curated record.
GUCUUGCUCUCAGCAGUCUGCCUUUCUGCAGGAGGCAGCUCGAGUUGCAGGAGUUGCCUUUCUGCACUGCCGGGGCCUGGGCUAGCGAGGUGCGAGUGGAGAAGGACGGCACAGGACUCUGGCAGGUGUGGAAGAGACAAAUCCAGCAGUUUAACAGAGUCAGCCCUGCAACAGCAGCAGCUAUAGCAGAAGCAUAUACCUGCCCAAGCCUCCUGUUAAAUUUUGCUUGGUUUUGUUUGAAACGGAUGAUGUCUCGGGUGGCUGCCAUUACAGUCCGCCAGCUCUACGCCACCCUCAAGCAGAAAACGUGUGUCACCCCUGCUGACUCUUUCUGCGGCUUUGCCUACGAAGAAUGCAGCACAGAAGAUGAAAAACUACUUCUGCUGAGUGACAUCCCAGUGAAAUCGGAUGUCAGCGGGAAAGACUGCUGUGUUGGGCCCGACUUAUCCCGCCGCAUCUAUGUCUUCAUGGUAUCCACUGAGCCUGACCUUGUCCUGGACCUGAGCACAGAGAGGGACCGUGGGCCCUGUCG